AACAAUGUAGUGAAUAAUGGUUGUUUUAUAGAAGUUGAAGAGGUGUUAAAUGAAGUUUAUGAAUGUUUACAAAAACUUGAUUUAUCUUCUAUAAAAUCAGAUGAUCCAAUAGCAUCUGGAAUUUUAGAUAUUUGUGAAGGAGUGGAUAAAGUGAUAGAUAAUUUAUCAAUAGUAAUAAUGCAAAUUCUUGCAGAUAUUAAAAUGGAUGAUCUAGAAUUCUCAGAGGACAUAAAUAAUAUGUUGAAUGAAUUUAUUAAUAUAUAUAAUUUAUUAGAACCUAACUUUGAUCCAGCUUUUGUUAAACCUAUCUCAUUUCCACAAAAUGAAAAAAAUUUAGAUAAGCGUAGAAUAUUAUUAACAAUAUUUGAUCUAUUAGAAGGAUUUUUAAGACCAUUGUUAGAUGAAAGUAAGUAUAGUGAAAAUUCUUAUGCAAUUCAUGUAGUCUCUAGAGUAAUAGAUCCGAUAUUUAAUUAUUAUAAAUGGAAUCUUAAACGUGCAUGGGAAAAAGUAUCUAAUUCAUCACAAAAUAGAAAAGAAUCAAUGCAUUCUAUUCAUUCAGGAGAUAGACCUGAUUUGCAAGUUCUUUUAAUGCUUGAUUCUGAUGAGUGUGAAUUAGUAUUUAUAGAGAUUUCACAAUUAGGUCCUCGUUCAAAUAAACAGAAUUACGAUUGGAAAAAAUUAAAUCGUUUAU
Funneliformis mosseae is the source of this 691-nucleotide messenger RNA. Lineage: Eukaryota; Fungi; Glomeromycota; Glomeromycetes; Glomerales; Glomeraceae. The record is from the annotation of a GenBank genome assembly.